Messenger RNA from Engraulis encrasicolus (European anchovy), 1160 nucleotides. RefSeq lists its product as uncharacterized. The transcript is spliced from 2 exons. The record is from RefSeq and is a predicted model, not a curated record. Lineage: Eukaryota; Metazoa; Chordata; Actinopteri; Clupeiformes; Engraulidae. Bases 144 to 1040 code for a protein of 298 amino acids.
UUUAGAUCUGUCAGCAACGUUCUGCAAAACCUGCAACCUUACAGAUUCAUUCUACAGACACUUGUUGGAGAGCGACGGCAACUUUAUAUUGAGAUUGGUGUGAAGUUGAAGAGAGAAUAUAGGCGUGGGCUGGGAAGCCCGUGAUGGAGGGAGAAGGAGGAAGAGAAGAGGAGGAUGGUCCGAAGCCUCGGAAGAGGGAUGGCAAGGGACCAGUAUGGAGAGUAUAUUUCAUGGCGUGCCUUCUUUGCUGCGCUCGGAAGCCAGAGGUGGAUGAGGAGGGGCAAGGGGAGGGCAAACCUGCUGCCACCAAGGGCUUCAAGAGGUGGACAAACAAAACCAGCGACAAGGACUCAGGAAUCAAGACAAAAAACUCUCAGCAUAAUGGCCAAAAAACAGAAAAACAGAAAAAGAAGACAAGGGCCCUGGUACGGUGGAUUAACCGCCGCUUCAAGGCCCAACCCGACAUGGACAGCAAAUUGGGUGUGCAUAUGAGCACAGAAGAGAGGGCGAUAUGCAGAGAGGAAGCCCAGAGGAGGGAGAGAGCCUGCCUGGAGGCCUACCGGUGCCAGCAAGCAAAGGAAGAGGCCAGACAGGAGACCAUCAGAAACAUCCAAAGGAGCCGCAAGGCGAAGGAGGCGGCUCUGCAGAUCUUCAGCUCCCUCCCUCCCAGCCAGGAAGAACACACUAGGCCCCUGACAUCCAAGGAGGUCAUCAGCGGUGACUCGUGGACCAGGCGUAACAGAGAAAGGAACAGGAAAAAAUGGCACAAUCUACUUUUUGGCAUGAUGAAGGCGCAAAUCCGGAAAGAUUUGGAAGAGGUCAAGCAAAGGGAGAUGGCGGUCAGGCGAAGGGAGAUGCCAAGGCAAAUGGAGAACGACAUAGAAGAGGCCAAGCGAAGGGCAUGGGCUAGGGUCGCCCGCCAACGCGGUCACGAGAAAGACCAGCUCAUUGAUUUGAAAGGCUGCAGAAACGAGCUCAUUCAUCUGAUCUUGGCCGUGGCCUUUUUCGCUUUGCCAAUUAUCUGGCUCUUUGGUGACUGAUGACUGCCAUCUUACAUCAUGGUCACAGGUUACAUUUAAUUGACAAUCAUCCAUCUACACUACGUCCCUGCAAUGAUUAUUGAUAAACAUUUCCAAUUAAAGUUCAUGUAUUUUCUUCAA